UGAUUAUCGAUUCUCAAGUUAAAAGUUAUCAAAUUACUAUCAGCUGUUGCCUGUUAUGGAGUUAAAUUAUUUUUUAUUUUUAUCAAAUAUCACACGUUUUCUUGGAUGUUCAGUUAUUUGGAUUUUGAGAAAAACGGAUGUUUGACUAGGUACACUGUCUACACUAUACAAUCAUAGACUGCAAAAUUUCCUAUUAGUUUUUAGUAUACUUUUUUAAUACGUAAAUUUACAAUGGAAGAUCAGAAACUUCUGGAUUUGGACACUAACAUAUUGGAACCCGCACCAAAACUAAUUUCAUCAGACCCAGAUGAUGACUUAUUAUCGGAAGAUAUAAAACCAAAUUUUCAAGAUGAUAAUUCCGAUCUCAUACUUAUGCCUGAAAAAGUUGUCGGCGUUGAAAAAUUGUCCUCCCUUGAAAAUAUGUUGGUAAUUGAACAAGAACCUAAAGAGAAUAUUGAUACUGAAGUUGACAUAAAAGUUGAUCCUAAAGACGAUCAUAAUAUAAUGUCAGAAACUGAAACAUUGCUUAGUCCUAAACCAUAUUCUUAUACGUUAGACGAUAUUCCUAGUGCUGAAAUUCCAAAGAUGGAAGAGAAAGAUUAUGUAGAACCAGUAGAAAUUACUAAAGAAGAACCUAAAAUAAUUGAUGUUCCUAAAACUGAAUUUAUUCCAAAAAAAGAAAUAGAAGUUAAAAUGGAUACUGUCCUUCAAGAUGAUUCUACUGUGGUAGUAAAAACGGAUUCAGCUGACAAGGGAGAUGUAUGCGAUAUAAAAAUUGGACCUGAAGAACUGUUUAGCAGAAUUGGUCUAGAUAAAUGGUUCAACCCGGAGAAGUUACCACCUCAAGUCGAAGCGUUGGUUUACUGGAGAAAUCCUGUAUCGUCUGGCGCUGUGUUUGCAACUAUACUAACUGUAUUGCUGUCAUUCUCAUACAUGUCUUUGUUCAGUGUUGUCGCAUAUAUUGGUCUGGGUGUACAGAUUGGAAGCCUUUUAGUACGUCUUUACUACACUGUAAUGCAGACAGUUAAUAAGGCUUCUCCAGUAAACAAUCCACUCCAAUUUGUCUCGGACUUAGACGUCAGGUUGCCGGAGGAAAAAGCUGAAGAAUUGAGCAAGUUAAUCAUUGUACACCUCAAUGCAGUGCUAGUUGAACUCCGUCGCUUAUUGAUUGUUGAAGAUUUGGUAGACUCCGCCAAGUUAUUUGGCAUCCUAUGGGUAAUGACUUAUGUAGGAGCAUGGUUCAACGGUCUCACCUUAAUAAUUAUUGGAUUCCUCGCCUUGUUUACAUUGCCAAAGGUGUAUGAAAGCAACAAGACUCAAAUUGAUCAAAACAUCGAUUUGGUUAGAAGCAAAAUUGCUGAUCUGACUAACAAAGUGAGAGCUGCUAUUCCAAUUGGCAAAAAAGAGACGGAAGCAAAGAAGAAGGAAUAAACACCUAUAUUGGUUUACGGAACCAUCAUAAUUUGUUGUGGUCGACAAUUUCUAUUAUAGGCCAACAUGAAUUAUUCUUAUUUUUUUUUUUUUUUAUAAAUACAUAAAAACAUGUCCCAGUAAAUUUA
Adelges cooleyi (spruce gall adelgid) is the source of this 1559-nucleotide messenger RNA. RefSeq names its product reticulon-1-B-like. The transcript is spliced from 6 exons. Lineage: Eukaryota; Metazoa; Arthropoda; Insecta; Hemiptera; Adelgidae. The record is from RefSeq and is a predicted model, not a curated record. The coding region runs from base 232 to 1431 and encodes 399 amino acids.